This is a messenger RNA of Sclerotinia sclerotiorum 1980 UF-70, 306 nucleotides long. RefSeq lists its product with no specific name. The transcript has a single exon. The record is from RefSeq and is a predicted model, not a curated record. NCBI's taxonomy places the organism in Eukaryota, Fungi, Ascomycota, Leotiomycetes, Helotiales, Sclerotiniaceae. Bases 1 to 306 code for a protein of 101 amino acids.
AUGGAGACGAACGGUGAUGGGAGCCGAAACUUGAAAGUAGGACAAAAAGAGAAUAAUCAAGAAAGGUAUCUUAGAUAUCACAUUGCAACGCGAGAGGAGCUAGCAAAUGGGCUCUCGCAAAAGAAGGAUCGGAUGAUAUUAUUUGGGCAUUGGGGAUUGGGGAUUUGGCAUAGGGAUGGGAUGGUGGGUGGUGGUGCUUUUAUUGCUUUGGCUAUUGCUUUGGCUAUGGUUAUGGUUAUAUUUGCUUGGUUUGGCUUGGCUAGAUUAAAUUGCUGGAUGGAUGGAUGUUGGGCUAGGGUUAAUUAG